AUGGCGUCUCGAAAAGACCAGUUCAUGAAAAUAUGGAAUCAUCCAGUGACAGACUUUCUCAGGGGUAAAUGGUUUUUUUACAUUUUAGCCAUCUUCAUAUUACUUGCACAUUUCUUCCCCAAUUUUGCAGGUGAUGAUGGCAUAAUCAGAGGUCAGUACAGUAUUGGAUAUGGAGCGGUUGCAUGCAUUUUUUUGAACAGCGGUUUAAACAACAAGACUAAACGGCUAAUAGCUGAGAUUUCCAAUUGGAGAGCCCACAUCACGGUAAUUUUACUAAGCUUUUUCAUAACCUCAUCCAUCGUGUUUGCAUUUUGCUGUGCAAUAAAGAAGGCUCAUGAUAAAAAUAUGGACGAUUGGGUUUUAAUCGGUUUUUUACUUAUGGCGGCAUCGCCAACAACGGUGGCCUCCAAUGUAAUGAUGACCAGUCAAGCUGGCGGUAAUGAUCUUUUAUGCACUUGUGAAGUCUUCAUAGGUAACAUUCUAGGGGCAUUUGUUACUCCUGGUAUUAUUCAACUUUUCACAGAUUCCGCACUUUUCAAAUUUGGUAACCCUGCGAAUCAUAGCAGCGUAAAGGACGUGUAUCGUCGUGUUCUUUUCCAAGUGGGCCUUUCAGUGUUUGUACCAUUAGCAACAGGUCAAAUUAUUCAAAAUGUUCUGCCGAAACCGACUCAAAUAUACUCAAAUUUUCUGAAGAAAUACCACCUAAAAAUUGGGGCUUACAUGUUACUUCUUAUCAUGUUUAAUUCCUUCUCUACUGCUUUCAAGCAAAAGGCAUUUACAGAGGUUUCUCAUGCAUGUAUCAUUUUCGUUUGCUUCUUCGAUCUAGGCUUGUACCUUUUCUUUACGGGAAUAUGCUUCUUAUGUGCUAGGCCUUAUUUAUUGCUGCUACUCUUUAAAAAGAAGCCAGUUAAAGGUGAAUCGUCCAAGUUAUACUACUAUUCUUACGGGUUAUUCCGGCCCUUUUAUUACAAUAAAAGAGAUACUGUUUGCCUGUUGUACUGCGGACCCGCCAAGACUGCAGCCCUAGGAGUUUCCUUAGUCACUUCACAAUAUGGAGAUGAGAAGUCCAAUUUAGGUAAAAUGUUGUUACCACUUGUCCUAUACCAAGCCAUACAGGUUUUGAGUGCAAGUUUCUUGGUCCCACUAUUCAAAUGGUGGUGUAGCGACGAGAUUGCCAAAUUGGAAGCGCAGAAGACUGAUUUAGAGAAGAAUCCUACAGGAAAGGGCGAGCAUGAUAAUUCAUCAAAUCAGGUCAAUCAAGACGGUAAUGUUGAAGAGCAGGAAAGUACUGAUAUGAGUAAAGACCAGCACACUGACGAUUCUAAAUCUCAAUUCUUUUCCACUAUCAAUGAAAGUGCAUCUUACUAA
This is a messenger RNA of Zygosaccharomyces rouxii, 1368 nucleotides long. It is a transcript of the gene RCH1, whose product is annotated as Rch1p. The coding region runs from base 1 to 1368 and encodes 455 amino acids. NCBI's taxonomy places the organism in Eukaryota, Fungi, Ascomycota, Saccharomycetes, Saccharomycetales, Saccharomycetaceae. The transcript has a single exon. Gene Ontology annotation, cellular component: plasma membrane. The record is from RefSeq and is a predicted model, not a curated record.